AUGAAGCUGGCGGCUCACAUCAUCAAGGCCAUCCUCGCCGUCUGCAUCGGACCGCUGCUUCUGGCUCCCACUGUCUCCGCUAGGACCUCCUCGGCCUUCGCCGACGCCGAAAACUCGUUCUACGACUACAGCGGCGAUGAAUUUGAACUAGUCAAGAAUUUCGACUUCAAUCAGUGCGACUACAACACGUGGAUGUGCUGCUGGGACGGCAGGAAUGGACUAGCUGUAAAAGACAACACGGAUGUCUGCAGCUACAGAGGCGAAGAGUUCCCCGGGGAUUCCGAAGGGCCUGUGCACUGCCACGGGUUUGUGUGGCCUGAGAACGCGAGCGACGACUUCAUCAAAUAUUUGGCGCUGGACGUCGCUUUCAUCAACCACGUGGACGAGAAGGCCUACACCGGAAACAUUCCGGGGGCUCCAGUGUGCCACUGCUUGGAAGAGAUGCCAGAGGUAUCUCGGGCCGAUUGCACCCAGUACAGGAAAGCUAAUCUGGCCGGAAGCGACUUCAUGGCGUGCUCGAAAAACGAUCUCAGGCGCGCGUACAAGGAGUUGUACCCGACUGGUCGCGGCCGAGACCUACUUGUCAAAAAGUGUGACAACCGUUACGGUAUGUAG
Molecule: messenger RNA, 615 nt
Organism: Ectocarpus siliculosus
Lineage: Eukaryota; Phaeophyceae; Ectocarpales; Ectocarpaceae
Source: the annotation of a GenBank genome assembly